UCAGGUUUUUGAGAAAUUGGAGUAUAAAGUGACGAAAAUAAGUACGAUUUGUGGUGACUUGAUUUUGUGGCUUCGGAUAACUGAAAUAUCGAACAAAUUAUGAUAAGAAUCCUCGCUAGCCUGGCACUUCUUUUUCCCUUUGUCCUUCCUUUCAACUAUAACAAUGGUGCAAGUGCUGCAUGUAUUGUUACGAAGAACCUCCUCUUCUCACAUGGAAACCUCAUUCGUCAAUUGAAAAAAGACGAAGUAGAUUCCUUCAAAAAAUACAAGAAGGAACUUCAUGUUUUCAAUACGAAAAUAAAUGAAGCUUUUGACAAGGCUGAGGAGAAUGAAGCUAAGAAUUCUACAGUACCUCCAAUGCCAAUUCGACCAACCCUUCCAUCUUUCUGCACUGGAGCCGACACUACAAUGUACAUUUUCGGAGCUUGUACAGUUCAAAACAACAAGGUAUACAUUGGCACAGUACUUGCACGCGAGCUUGAAGAGAAGGAAAAGGGAAAGCUUGCUGAUUUUGCAAAGAAACUUGCCGCAGUUACUCCAGGAACUACACCACCAACGGAUAUCUACAAAGGACUCGAAUUCUGUACAGAACUCUGAGCAAGAAAUCCGUAAAUCUAAUUUUAGAUUUUGUGUAAAUAUUUGAAUUUCUUGUUUAUUCUUUGAGAUGGUGUUGAGCUAUUGAUUCCAUCAGGAGUUUUUCGUAAUUUCAAUGAAAUUUCUAAACAUCU
Caenorhabditis elegans is the source of this 728-nucleotide messenger RNA. RefSeq names its product Pepsin inhibitor-3-like repeated domain-containing protein (gene R01E6.2). Lineage: Eukaryota; Metazoa; Nematoda; Chromadorea; Rhabditida; Rhabditidae. The record is from RefSeq and is marked reviewed. The transcript has 6 exons. Gene Ontology annotation, cellular component: extracellular region. Bases 100 to 597 code for a protein of 165 amino acids.